Ambispora gerdemannii is the source of this 1101-nucleotide messenger RNA. NCBI's taxonomy places the organism in Eukaryota, Fungi, Glomeromycota, Glomeromycetes, Archaeosporales, Ambisporaceae. The record is from the annotation of a GenBank genome assembly.
AUGGCUUCAAGGAAAAAUUGGAACAAAAAUCUACAAGAAAAAACCGGUCUCAUUCUUCCGAUUGGACGUAUUAAUCAUCAUCUUGCUAAAGGUCCUCACCAGCCUUCAUCCGACAAGAAGCUAAAACUAAGGAUUCUGACUGCUACUCCUAUCUACGUUACUGCCGUCAUAGAAUACUUAGUAUCCGAAAUCUUGGAAAUAUCUGGAUAUAUUGCUCAAUCUGAAAAGAGACCAAGAAUCUUACCCCGUCAUCUUUUAUUAGCGAUGCAAAAUGAUGAAGAAUUGAAAAAUUUAUUUGCUUCUCUUUCGCCAGAGCUUGUUCAAAAAAUGGGAGGUGUUGCGGCUGUAGAGUUUGGAUCAUUAGCUAACCAUUCAGAGGAAAAUAUGACAACUGAUGUGGCGACCAUAAAACUUGAAGAUAUCCCAGAGAUCUCCAAAGAUAACAAGAUAACUGAUGGGACGACCAUAAAACUUGAAGAUAUCUCAGAAAUCUCAGCGACGACCAUAAAAGUUGAACCAUUUGUUAACAUAAAGCCAAAGAAAAAUUGGAUUAAUAAUCUACAAGAAAAAACCGGUCUCAUUCUUCCGAUUGGGCGUAUUAAUCAUCAUCUUGUUCAAGGUCCUCACCAGCCUUCAUCCGAUAAGAAGCUAAAGCUAAGGAUUCCGAUAGAUACUCCUAUCUACGUUACUGCCGUAAUUGAAUACUUAGUAUCCGAAAUCUUGGAAAUAUCUGGAUAUUUUGCUCAAUCUGAAAAGAGACCAAGAAUUUUACCCCGUCAUCUUAUAUUAGCUAUGCAGAAUGAUGAAGAAUUGAAAAAUUUAUUGGCUUCUCUUUCGCCAAAUCUUGUUCAAAAAAUGGGAGGUGUUGCAGCUGUGGAGUUUGAAUCAUUAGCUAACCAUUCAGGGGAGAACAUAGCUGAUGCGACGACCAUUCCAGAAAUCUCAGAAGGUAACAAGACAACUGAUGCGACGACCAUAAACCCUGAAGAUAUUCCAGAAAUCUCAGAAGAUAACAAGACAACUGAUGCGACGACCAUAAAAGUUGAAUUAUUGGUUAACAUAAAAUUUGAAGAUAUUCCAGAAAAAUACAUGUAUUUCUGA